Molecule: messenger RNA, 613 nt
Organism: Cladocopium goreaui
Lineage: Eukaryota; Dinophyceae; Suessiales; Symbiodiniaceae
Source: the annotation of a GenBank genome assembly
GCGACGGUCGGUGUAUCUGGAGAUUCUGAAUUCGCCCUUCCAAGUGCGUCGCUUGCAGCAGACGGUGAAGCUGCAUCUGGAAGACAUCCGAACCAUCUUCGAUCUGCUGGACCUCGACGGUGCGGGCACGGUGGACUUUGAAGAGUUCUGUGAGAGCUUGGACUGGAUCAGCAAACCUGUCACGGGACGUCGGCUCUUGAAGGUGGACUUGGGGGUGAAGUUGGUGAGUUCGAAGGUGCAGCAAGGAGUCGUUGAUGCCAAGAAAGACUUCCAAAGUUUUUGCCGCCGCUUCGACCGACAACAGAAGGUGCUCAUGGCCAGGUUUGAUGAAUAUCAGAGCUUCGAUUUGGGCGGCCCAUCCUUGGGCUACCGCGCGCGCUUCCGCUCCAGAUCCCUGUCCAACAUUUCUCGUGCUUCGUCGACCUGGUCCAACAUUUCUCGUGCUUCGUCCACCUGGUCCUCGGAGUCCUCCACGGCCUUGGGAAGACCAGCAGGUCGAGGCCGAAGGGACAGGUCGAUGGAUUGUAGCGAGAGGUCCAUGGAUUCCCUGGGACUCCUUUCUCGGAACACCUCGGAGGAGUCCUUCCCCUUGAGGAAAGAAGUGGAGGUGGAG